AUAUAAAAGCUGUAUAUUCCUUUUUUCAGGAAUCAAACGGAUGGAUGCGGUUCCUAACACUUGUGGGUAACUGUGCAAACCAGCUGUACUUCCCAUUGGAGCACGUGUCAUGGUGUGCCCAGAAUAAGAUUAUUGAUAGGCCACAUACCAAGUGGGCGAUAGCUUGUAUUGCAGCAUGGGCAGUGUCACUGUUCUCGGAAAUACUCAAAGCCAUCAGUAGGAUUUACAUGAUCAGAAAUGCCCAGAGAAGGCUGCUGAAAGAACAACAGCUGGAGGCAAAGAAUGAAAGCGAUUCUACUGAAAUGACUGCAAGCAUCAAGAACCAGAUUCGAGCUUUAAAAGCACAGGAGAUGGACAAUUAUUUGGCAGUUGUCGAAAAUAGUGCCGAUUUUACCAAUGCUAUCAACUGGCUCCCGGCUGGUUACUUCUGGUCUGGCAAGUUUCCGUCCAGGUUUUGUGGUGGCAUGGGGAUCAUUUCAUCCGCGAUAAAAUUAUAUCGCAUACACAGUGCAAAAUCAAAAGUUUCGUAACUGGAAUUUAAUCCAUUGACUCCAUAUUUUUAAAAAUGCAUAAUCUUUACUUUUAAUGUGAUUGUUGACAUAUUUAACAUAGUGGUAGAUCAAUGAAAAACAGAAUUAAUUCUGAUUAAUGAACAUAACUGACUAAAAAGUGUCAGUUGAGUAAGUAACAAAAUAGUAUACAAUUAGUUUUUCCAUAAAAAAUGCAAAAAUAAUCGUUUAACAUUUAGUCUGCUGGCGGCAAGUGGUUUCAAUUUUGAGACCAGUGCCAACCAAGAUCAGCCUGCACAGGCUGAACUUGGUCCGCACUGUUCACUAUUCAGUUAGUAGAUUUUCAGUGAACAUCACUUAGAAUAAUAAGUGGGUCAGCACAGAUAGAAUAAUGGAACAGUCCAUUUUAGACAUAUAGCAGGGUAAUGGUUAAUGGAACGGUUUAUGCGUUAUCUGUGCCAUUUUAAUCUUUCAGUAUUGUAUGAUUUUUUAUGUCUGCUUUCAGUAUCACCCCAUCCCUUUAAAAUCAGCUCCAGACCCCAAACCCAUUCUUCUCCCCCCCCCCAUGCCCACAUAAGUGUUUCCUUUUUAUGCCCCCACCACUUUGGGGGGGGGCAUAUAGAUUUGCUCUUGUCCGUCUGUCCGUCCUUCCGAAAAUGUUGUGUCGUGCGUAGCUCUGAAAGUAUUUGACGUAGAGUCACAAAACUUUACAGGAAUGUUGGUCAGCAUGUGUAGUUGUACACCUGGGGUUUCGCGUCCGGAUUCAUUCAGUCAUGUAGAAGUUAUGGCCCCUGACUUUGUAAAAAUUGGUCAUUUUAAUAUUGUGUUACGCCUAGCUCCAAAAGUAUAUGACCUAGAGUCACAAAACUUUACAGGCAUGUUGGUCAGCAUGUGUAGUUGUGCACCUUGGGUUUCGCGUCCGGAUUCAUCCAGUCAUGUAGGAGUUAUGGCCCCUGACUUAGUAAAAAAUUGGUCAUUUUAAUGUUGUGUCGCGCAUAGCUCCAAAAGUAUUUGACCUACAGUCACCAAAGUUUACAGGCAUGUUGGUCAGCAUGUGCAGUUGUGCACCUGGGGUUUCGCGUCCAGAUUCAUUCAGUCGUGUAGGAGUUAUAGCCACUGACUUGGUUAAAAAUGGGUCAUUUUAAUGUUGUUUCGUGCGUAGCUCCAAAAGUAUUUGACCUAGAGUCACCAAAGUUUACAGGAAUGUUGGUCAGCAUGUGCAGUUGUGCACCUGGGAUUUCGCAUCCUGAUUUAUUCAGUAUUGUAGGGGUUCUGGCCCCUGACCUGGGAAAAAAUUGUCAUUUUUGGCCCCUGACCUGGGAAAAAUUUGUCAUUUUAAUGUCAUGUAGUGGGGGCAUCUGUGUCCCAUGGACACAUUUCUAGUUAACAAAAAUAUUAAAAAAAAAAAAUUUAGACAGUUUUACCUGGCUUCACCAGCAAAGCAAAUUUUUUCAGUACCCAAUAAUUGGCAGAUAUUGGCAAUGACUGACUGAAACUAGAGAUGCUUUUGAGAAAAGCGCAUGUCUUCCACAACUGCCUUGUUUGUCUGGAUUGUUCAGACGAUUGGUUCCUAUCAAUGUCUACAUGGUCUAGACAAGUGGAUCCAGUCAGUAAUUCAAGGGCCAUAAUUCAAAAGUGUCUGGGCAGAUUCGGUUAAUUAUCAAACUUGGCUGAGGUCUUAUGGUGAAACACAUUUUGUUCAAGUUCGGUGAAGAUCGGAUGAGAAAUGUUCGACCUAGAAUGCGGACAAGCUUUGUGACAGACACACACACACACAGAGACAGGAGUAAAUUAAUAAUAUUUAUGUCUCCUACACCACUGUUUGGUGGGAGACAUAAUUAGAUGUAAUUCAAUGAAAUUGAUUCAUACCAUUCAUACCAUAAGUAGUCAAGAUGAUAGGUAAAAACUGUUUAAGGUAUACCAGCAAAUUUUUUCGUCUAAAAUUGUUGGCUCGUAUUUGAAUCAGAACCAUUUGGCUCAAAAACAUUUACACCUAAGGAUCAAUCUUAAAAUCUUAUAUUCUUUAAAAUAUUUUUUUCUUUUCAUUAAAAAAAAAUAGGGCUGGGACGAUUUCAAAAUUCUGAAACCGGUUAAUCUUUUCUAUGAAAUCGAACCGAACCGGUUAAUCGGCCGCCAUAUUGAAAAUGCUGUUUUUUUUUCCUGACGACGGUAUCAGAUAACUUCCAGCAGCUAAUUACAUUAGGAACUUAUGAACUUUAUCCUUUUAAGUUUAUCAUAUUUUGGUGUAUUUUAUUUUACACAUAUCACCACAGGCAAAUCCAAGACUACUGAAUAUGUUGAAUGUGUUUUAUUUAUGAACUUUUUGGAAUUUUCUUUGCCUUCAGCUAAAUGAAAGAUAUGAAAUUAAAUUCUGAAUGCCUGAGUUUGCUAAAGACAUGUUUGUGAGUUUAUAAUUUUUUCAUAUUGACAGUUAUUGCUGUUUAAAAGCAGUAGUUUGUAUAAUAAAUAAUUUUAUGUAUCGAAGGUAUUCACAAUGUAUUUAUUUUCACUACUUUUAAUUAUUUUGAAAGCAAAUAUGACCCGUCUAAAGGUCAGCACCAUAUUUUGUUGAGCUCAAGUCAAUACUUGAAAAAAAAAAAAAUAGCUGAGAUAUAUCUGUGAUGUUGUGUUGUAAAA
Messenger RNA from Mercenaria mercenaria, 3146 nucleotides. RefSeq names its product peroxisomal membrane protein 11C-like. The coding region runs from base 45 to 530 and encodes 161 amino acids. Gene Ontology annotation, cellular component: peroxisomal membrane. The transcript is spliced from 3 exons. The record is from RefSeq and is a predicted model, not a curated record. NCBI's taxonomy places the organism in Eukaryota, Metazoa, Mollusca, Bivalvia, Venerida, Veneridae. Gene Ontology annotation, biological process: peroxisome fission.